UGGCGUAAAGGAACAUCGAUCUCUGCAGCACGUAAUUCUAUUGGUUAGUGCUUCUGGGAAGGCGGGGCUUUUCGGAGAAAGAUCGGAGCCGAACUUCUGUGUUCAUGCGAGGAGACGUCACAUGUGAAAUAAUACUUUAACCUGACAGAUAAACUUCUGCUGUCUCCUUGAACCUCUCUCACACACGCUUCUGGACCAGUGAACACAACAUGGCGAACAUCGGCCGGCUCUCCGUCAAGGAUUCGGUUCUCUUUCUGUGCGACAUGCAGGAGAAGUUCAGACCCAACAUCUUCCAGUUCACCAACAUCGUCAGCAACGCGGCUCGACUGCUGCAGGCCAGCCGGGUUCUGGAAAUCCCCCCCAUCCUGACCGAGCAGUACCCCAAAGGUCUGGGACCCACGGUACCGGAGCUGGGAGCAGAAGGUCUGACGGCUCACACCAAGACCUGCUUCACCAUGAUCAUCCCAGAGGUGGAGAAGCAGCUGCAGGAGCUGGGGAAGCCCAAACAGGUCAUCCUGUGUGGGAUAGAAACCCACGCCUGCAUCGCCUGUACGGCCUACGACCUGCUGGAGAAGGGGAUGGAGGUUCACAUCGUGGCUGAUGCCGUCUCAUCCAGAAGCCAGACCGACCGACUCUUCGCUCUGUCCAGACUGAAGCAGAGUGGAGCUUUUCUCACCACCACUGAAGCCGUUAUGCUGCAGCUGGUCCAGGACGCCAAACACCCCGCAUUCAAGGAGAUCCAGAAGCUGAUGCUCCACACGUCUCCUGACACCGCCCUGCUGUCCUUCUUCAGCGCCCUGUAGACGGACCAGCCGGGUUCUGGAGGGUUCUACUGUACAGAACAUCCCCUAGUCUGCAUUAUGAACAAAUAAAAGCUGCUGCUGCA
Acanthochromis polyacanthus (spiny chromis) is the source of this 886-nucleotide messenger RNA. RefSeq names its product isochorismatase domain containing 2 (gene isoc2). Lineage: Eukaryota; Metazoa; Chordata; Actinopteri; Pomacentridae. Gene Ontology annotation, cellular component: cytoplasm. The transcript has 7 exons. Bases 210 to 803 code for a protein of 197 amino acids. The record is from RefSeq and is a predicted model, not a curated record.